GUUGACGGUGUGUAUUUCCGGCUCGGAGCAGCAGCCUGUCUUAACUCAGCUUUAAACGGCCGAUUUGUGGCUUGAUCCGUGGAUGAGCUGCAGAGUCAUAUGAACCGGAUCAUGGCAUAAACAUGGCCCAUAAUAGAAGCUUUUUUCUCGAAGCUCUGGAUCGAUCAGAGACCAGGAGAGAUGGAGGCUUCAAGCACAGCUGGGGCUGUUCUCUUCAUGCAGACACUGAAGAGGAAAAGACUCACCAAGCGAGCGUGCUGAGCGUGGAGGACAUGCAGCGGCACCGGCCCGCCUCCCCGCAGGACGGGAAGUCUCCUCACUUCAGGAACUUCAGCCCUGGGUCCUCCAGGACCUACGAGAACAGGCCCAACCACAACCUGGGGUCUGGGAGCAAGCUGGGUCCUAAAAGACUCGGAGACGUCCCACUCGCAGCACCGACAUCCUCCCCCAUGUCCUCCAGGAAUGACUACAUGAUCUUCAGUCCAGCUCUUCAUCAAGGGAUCGUCAUUCAGGGACGGCACUUUCAGCACGCCCAGGUUCCCACGAGCAUCCGAAAACCACUCCAAAGGAAUGACCUGUCCUCAACACAGCAAGUUGUAGAAGUGGACAGCAUUGUCCUCACCUGUCCAGAAGUCCCAGAGGAUACUCCAAUCAUUAAACGUCGAGUUCAGCAGAAGAAGAAACCGUUUGAUGACAACUGUGUCUCUUCUCAUUUCAAAGUAACCGAGGAGCCUGUCCAGCCAGUGGUUUACCCCAUGGUGUGCCAGCGGUGCAACAAGCCGAGCCAGGACAGGUUCAAGUGUCAGAGCUGUGAGACCGGGUCAUCUCUGCUGCCCCCUCAGCAGGCCACGUCCUCGUCCCCGACCCCUCGACCCCCCCUCAGACCCCAACCGUACCCCGGACUAAUCAGUCUUCAGCAAAGCUUCUACAAACCCGGCUCGGCUAUGAGGGAACCUCUGCCGGUACGGAUCACGACCAGCAAGGGGACCCUGUCCCCUCUGGACAAUAGCAGGACACCCCUGUUAGCUGGAAUUGGGACCACCACCAAAGGAAGGAGGGCUCAGAAACAUGAGCUGAACGACCCCAUCGUUCUGUCCAGCGAUGAGGACGAGGAAGCCGAAAACGCCAGCACAGGAAGUGUGAACCGAUUGGACAGUGUUUCCCCGCGACCCGCUGACUCCGCCCACUCUUCUCCAGCGCCCUCUGGAGGCAAAGUGGAGACAGCGGUGAAGAGCACAGACGAACAGGAAGAACUGAACAGCGAGUUCUUCAAAGAUGUCAGCAUGAAGAUCACCAUACCUCGGAGAGCCCGGAUGAAAGAUCAGUUUGGAAAUGAGCCUCCUGAGCUGUCUUUACCGAGGACAAAAAAACCCAAAGUUGCGGUCAGCGGGUGUAAAAGCAUCAUCCUGGAGUGUCGGAGCGUCAGAAUAGGAACUCUGCGCCGGAUUGUGAAGAGGCCUGUUAUUUUUUCUAUAGAUCACAUCCAGCUGGAAACUGAAGGCUCUGAGUGUGGCACCGUUGAGAAGGUUUGCCUUCAUACGUCAGAGCUGAUCAGCUGUGAGUGGUGCAGCGUCCGCAAACUUCCUGUCCUCUUCUUCCAAACCACGGUAGACGAGUGCGUCCGGCUGCGCUCGCAGCUACAGAUGUCCAGAGAGGAAGGAGGCGUGUGGUACGACUGCACAGAGAGCACUGAGAUGGAUGAGAAGUACAUCGUUCUCAUCUUAGAGAACGGCCUGGUGAUGAAAGAACAGGUGAUCCUGGAGGAAAUCCUGCAGCUCAUCGGCAGGACCAACAACCUGAGCGACUUCCCCACCAAGCUGACCUUCGACGAGGCCAACAUCCGCCUGGUCAACUACAACAAGUCGUCCUCACACAAGUGGGAGAAGACAAAGCCGGCUCAAAACACCUCCAAGAUUUCUGCGGGAGCCGCCGCCCUCAUGUCGACACGCACACGCAUGGCCACUCGGCAGCAGACCAGCACCUUCUUUAACGACGAUGACGAGGACAUGACGGACCUGCAGCCCACCUUCUCUGGACCUGUUAUCAAGUUAAUGGUGUAUCCCCCGCCUCCGGCCAAAGGUGGGAUUACAGUCACUAAUGAAGACCUUCACUGCCUUAAUGAUGGAGAAUUCCUUAACGACGUUAUCAUAGACUUUUAUUUAAAAUAUUUAGUUUUGGAAAAGUUGAAAAAAGAAGAUGCACAAAGAAUCCACGUGUUCAGCUCCUUUUUCUACAAGAGACUGAACCAGAGAGAGCGCAGAAAUGGCUCAGACACCACCAGCGUGCCAAUCCAGAAGAGGAAACACAACAGGGUGAAGACCUGGACUCGACACGUGGACCUGUUCCAGAAGGACUUUAUCUUUGUUCCCAUCAACGAGUCGGCUCACUGGUACCUGGCAGUCAUCUGCUUCCCGGGCCUGGAGGGUCCAGUGUAUGAGAAGAACCCUCUGUACCUCGACCCGACACUGGCCCCGGGUUCUGCUAUAGAACCGCAGUCAGAGGAGAACAUCCCGGACCACUGCCGGCCCCUGUCCCCAGAUGUGGACGGGCUGGACAACCUGUCGGACCAGCUUGAGGAGCCUGCAGAGGCCGACUGUGACCCCCUCUCUGAAAACCCAGAGGGAGCCCAGGAAGCUGCGGGUCACAGCCAGGCCGAGCCGGAGCAGCAGUACAGCAGCGAGCUGCACAGAAUCAGUGUUUGUUACGGCUCAGGAAGAGACGACGACACCUACACCUUCUCUGACGACCAGAGCUCCUGUCAG
Austrofundulus limnaeus is the source of this 2762-nucleotide messenger RNA. RefSeq names its product SUMO specific peptidase 6a (gene senp6a). The record is from RefSeq and is a predicted model, not a curated record. Lineage: Eukaryota; Metazoa; Chordata; Actinopteri; Cyprinodontiformes; Rivulidae. Gene Ontology annotation, biological process: regulation of spindle assembly; protein desumoylation; proteolysis. Gene Ontology annotation, cellular component: nucleus; cytoplasm. Gene Ontology annotation, molecular function: SUMO-specific endopeptidase activity.